Molecule: messenger RNA, 1254 nt
Organism: Fraxinus pennsylvanica
Lineage: Eukaryota; Viridiplantae; Streptophyta; Magnoliopsida; Lamiales; Oleaceae
Source: the annotation of a GenBank genome assembly
AUGUCGUCUUCCAUCGCCCUCCGCCAUGCCCGUCACCUCUGCACCACCACCGUAGCCGCUGCCGCUGCUACCGCAGCCAAACUGUCCGCGCCCUUGUCCAUUUCCCAAACCAAAAGCAAACUAAGACACGAGUACGACCCAGACAUGGCCCUUCAAAUCUACUCCUCCUUUACUUCCUCCAAUACCCAUUCCUCCUCAGCCUCCUCUGUUCGCUACGCCCAGGAGUUCACCGUCCGUCGUCUUGCCAAAUCCCACCGCUUCUCCGACAUUGAAUCAUUUCUUGAGUCCCACAAAACACUUCCCCAAAUUACUGAAGAAGCCUUCCUUGCCUCCCUCAUUCGAUCCUAUGGUGUUGCGGGUAUGUUCGAGAAUGCCCUCAAAACGUUCGAUGAAAUGAAUUCUUUGGGCACCCCUCGAUCAUCACUCUCCUUCAAUGCUCUCCUUACUGCUUGUGUACACUCCAAAUUGUUUGAUCGUGUGCCCACUUAUUUUAGUGAGAUUCCGGCAAAAAACGGGUUUUCUCCUGAUAAAUUCUCGUUCGGUAUAUUGAUUAAAGCAUAUUGCGAGAUGGGCUCGCCUGAAAUGGCAAUAGAGAAGUUAAGUGAGAUGGAGGAGAAGGGGAUUGAGGUUACUCCAGUUACUUUUACCACAAUUUUACACGGGUUGUACAAGAAGGGAAGGAGUGAGGAGGCCGAGAGGUUUUGGGAUGAGAGAGUAACGAAAAAGGGUUGUGUUCCUGAUGUUGGGGCAUAUAAUGUGAGGCUUAUGCACAUUCAUGGCGGUGAGGUAGAGGGGGUCACGAGGUUAAUUGACGAAAUGUGUAAUGCUGGGAUAAAACCGGAUGCUAUUAGUUAUAACUACUUGAUGACGUGCUAUUGUAAAAAUGGUAUGAUGGAUGAAGCAAAGAAGGUAUAUGAUGAGUUGGGGUCUAAAUGCUGUAAUCCAAAUACGACUACUUUCAGGACGUUGGUGUUUCAUUUGUGCGAGCAAGGACGAUAUGUGACAGGGUACAAGGUGUUUAAAGAGAGUGUGAAGUUGCACAAGAUUCCGGAUUUUAAUACUUUGAAGUAUUUAGCAGAAGGGCUGGCCAAGAAUGGACAUACGAACGAGUUGAAAGCAAUGAUUCGAACUAUGAAUAAGAAGUUUCCUCCUAAUUUGCUGAAGGCUUGGGGGAAGCUUGUGGAGGAUCUGGGCUUGGCUCCUAUUGACACUAGUAAGGUCGAUUCUGGUGAGUCAGAAAUGGCCAGUACCUGA